UAUUUAUUUUUUUUUAGGUGCUGGUGAAUCUGGGAAAAGUACAAUUGUGAAGCAGAUGAAAAUUAUCCAUGAAGCUGGUUAUUCAGAAGAGGAAUGUAAACAGUACAAAGCAGUGGUCUACAGUAACACCAUCCAGUCAAUCAUUGCUAUCAUUAGGGCCAUGGGGAGGUUGAAGAUAGACUUUGGUGACUCAGCUCGGGCGGAUGAUGCUCGACAACUCUUUGUGCUUGCUGGAGCAGCUGAAGAAGGCUUUAUGACUGCAGAACUUGCUGGAGUUAUAAAGAGAUUAUGGAAAGAUAGUGGUGUACAAGCCUGUUUCAACAGAUCCCGAGAGUACCAGCUUAAUGAUUCUGCAGCAUACUAUUUGAAUGACUUGGACAGAAUAGCACAACCAAAUUAUAUCCCAACUCAACAAGAUGUUCUCAGAACUAGAGUGAAAACAACUGGAAUUGUUGAAACCCAUUUUACUUUCAAAGAUCUUCAUUUUAAAAUGUUUGAUGUGGGAGGUCAGAGAUCUGAGCGGAAAAAGUGGAUUCAUUGCUUCGAAGGAGUGACCGCGAUCAUCUUCUGUGUAGCACUGAGUGACUAUGAUCUGGUUCUAGCUGAAGAUGAAGAGAUGAAUCGAAUGCAUGAAAGCAUGAAGUUGUUUGACAGCAUUUGUAACAACAAAUGGUUUACAGAUACAUCUAUUAUACUUUUUCUAAACAAGAAGGAUCUCUUCGAAGAAAAAAUCAAAAAGAGCCCUCUCACUAUAUGCUAUCCAGAAUAUGCAGGAUCAAACACAUAUGAAGAGGCAGCUGCAUAUAUUCAGUGUCAGUUUGAAGACCUCAAUAAAAGAAAGGACACAAAGGAAAUAUACACCCACUUUACAUGUGCCACAGAUACCAAGAAUGUGCAGUUUGUUUUUGAUGCUGUAACAGAUGUCAUCAUAAAAAAUAAUCUAAAAGAUUGUGGUCUUUUCUAAGUUUUGUAGUUAAUGAUGAAAUGCAUUUUCAAACCAAAAGAGUGCUUGUAUAUGGAUCUGUCUAGGCUAGAGUCUUGCAGCAACACAGAAUGUAAUAUAUGGCAAAUGCAUCUGGGACUUGACCCAAGUUGUUCUGUUUUGUUUUUUUAACUGAAAGUAAUAGAAAGACCUUUCCUUAAUGUGAAAGAUGGUCCUGCAGUGUGAAACUGAACGACAAAGCUUGGCUCUAGUAUAUUGAUGAUUUUGGAAUAAGUGUAAAUAUGCAAAUGUAUGUAUACAUGUAUUUAUAACUUUAGUUUUCAACAUUACAUUACGUUUACAUUUUAAGAAUGGCAACUUAUGACUCUAGCAUGAUGGCAUUGGAAAUAACAAAUAUUAAGUACCUUGUACUGAGUGACAGACUAUUACUGUGUUUGCCGGUUUAAAAUGGCUUUAUUUAUGUUCAUGUCCUGUAAAUUUUUAAGUAUAGUAAGUAAUAUUGGGAAAUCUGGCAGCCUUUAUUUUGAUUAUAUGCGCACUUGUAUUCAUAAAAAUGUUAUUUGUACAAACAUUGCACAGACUAUUUUGAUAACAUGAUUUGUUCCUUAAAUUUAAUGUGUUUUACUGAAAUGUUCUUAAAAAGGAUGAAUAUAACUGCCUUUGGAUCAAUUAUUUAAACAUUUUAAUUAUUGUUUCAUUUUAAGGAAAUAAAAUAAUUUGAUUUUACAUUAGAUUCUACAUUAGAUUUGGUUUGAAAAACUAAAAUUUCAGAUUUUUAAGGAUAUACUAUCUUGGACUUACUAUAAGUGCUAAUUUUUAUUCAGUUUGUUUUCACUUUGAAUUUUAAUAUUUGGAUGGUAUUGAUGCAUUGCCUUAAAGGUGGUGCCAGAUUAAUUUUUAUACACUUUAGAUAACUACAUUUUUAUUUAUAACUAAGUUUAGGUGGUUGUUGAGAGCAUUUUUGUGGGUAAAAACAUGUCAGCAUAAUGAAUUUUGAGACAUUCAUUAGCGUAUUUCCUUUGAGAAAUCCCUUGUACUUAGCAUGCAUGAUAGUUCCUUGUUUGGAAAAUAACAAGAAAGAUCUUUCAAUACUCUGUUGCUGAUAUAAUUCAAUCUUUAAAUUGAUAUAUGUAACUUGUUUUGAAUUUAAUUAUCACACUAUGUUAAAGUUAUUAUUUUCCCUUAGAUAUUCAAAUUGCCUCCACCUGCUUCAGUUUAUAUUUCUUUUUAAGUUAUGCUAUUAUUUCUGAGAACCAAAUGGACAAUUAUACUUAGAAAAUGAGUAAUAGAAUUUAAUAAGGUCAGUGAUUGUAUGCUCGGAAAAGUGUUACAUAUCAGCAGAUAUUGAACUUUGAUAGAAUCAUUUUUCUUUUGAUUAUUCACGAUAUGUCUCUGUGACUUUCCGCAAAAUGAACAGCAUUCCCACCCCACCUCCCCUUUUUUGUUUAACUCAUCUUGAAACAAUUAGUCUUUCAGUAAGGUUUGCUGGUGAGUAGUUUCUUAGUUAUGUGUGGUCAUUUUGUUGAAGUAUGUGUAUGUGUGUGUGUGUAUAGGUAACCAUAAACUACAUUUGUAUGUUUCAUUUGGGGGAUUUUUUUUUCUUUGUAAUGUAAAGAAAUUAAAAGCUAUCAAAAUCCCUUAAAUGUGUUAGUUUAGAUUCUUUAUGUGCCUUUCAUGAAAGAUAUGUUUUCAUUAAUUUCACUGAUGGAAGACCUGUAAUAUACACAUUGUGAAGCUGUGUAUGAAACUUAAAUGUAAUAUGAAUAAAUUUGAAUCAUGAGAAAUAUGGUUUUAAAAGCCACAAAGAAGCACAUAUUGGUGACCAUCAUUGAUGAAUUUCUGAACUUUAUUCUGUGUAAUUGUGUUACUAAUAAAUCCUAAUAAAUUUAAAUUUUUAAAAUUUUA
Molecule: messenger RNA, 2848 nt
Organism: Galeopterus variegatus (Sunda flying lemur)
Lineage: Eukaryota; Metazoa; Chordata; Mammalia; Dermoptera; Cynocephalidae
Gene: GNAI1
Product: guanine nucleotide binding protein (G protein), alpha inhibiting activity polypeptide 1
Exons: 7
Coding region: 56-964 (302 amino acids)
Biological process (GO): adenylate cyclase-modulating G protein-coupled receptor signaling pathway
Cellular component (GO): heterotrimeric G-protein complex
Molecular function (GO): GTPase activity; GTP binding; G-protein beta/gamma-subunit complex binding
Source: RefSeq, a predicted model, not a curated record